AUGAGAGCCUCCAAAUCUGCCCCCUCGAAGAAGACCCUUCGCUUCGCCCUCCUUCCCGCCCACCUCGCUGCCGAUCGAAACGAGUCCCCAGACCCACUCUCCCUCUCAGCCGUCACCCCGACCGCAAUCCUCCGACGCCCCGACCGCGUCGUCGUCAAGACCGAAAACCCCGAGAUGACUGACGAUGAAACAAAUGGAACCGAGCUCCCCGACUCUUCCAGCGCCAUGUCUGAAGAACUAACCAAUUUCAACGAUGGAGAGUGGGUAUUAAACCGCACUCUAAAAUCUGUCAUCGGUCUUCCCAAUGCACAUCGCCACAAGAGGGCCAAAACGCCAUUCGAUAUUGAGGCGGUUAUGGCGGAGCGCAAAGCUGAGGCAGCAGCAGCAGCACUGGUGGAUUCCCGCAACACGACUCUCGAUCAGGAGCCCGAUAUCCUGCCUUCGAUUGAACUGGGCACUCGUCCAGUGGAGCAGCUUUCCAACCUUCAACACGACGCAUCUCGCGCUUCUGCGUUGCGCAAAGGCCUGUUUUCACGCUCGCCAACCAAGCCUGGAGACAAGCAGACACUCGGGGACCGACCAAGCACUACUUGGGAAAUUCACAGAAACUUCCUGCGUGCCUGGGAGGCCCAAAAAGAUGAAGCCAGGAGGAUGGCGGCGGUGAUUGCGGAGGGAGAGGAUGUACUUUGGGGUUGA
Molecule: messenger RNA, 696 nt
Organism: Colletotrichum orchidophilum
Lineage: Eukaryota; Fungi; Ascomycota; Sordariomycetes; Glomerellales; Glomerellaceae
Exons: 2
Coding region: 1-696 (231 amino acids)
Source: RefSeq, a predicted model, not a curated record